AAUUGUGGAGGCAUAAUGAUUGAGUAUAAUAAGAAUAAUUAUCUUGCUGAGAGUAAUAUAAGGAUCCAGAACCGGUUGCCAGUGCAGAACAAGAUGAGGGUAAGCAUUACUGUCGUGGUCGUGCUGUUGGCAACUGCUGCAUACGUAGCAGCACAGCUUGGUCGCGGCUACGCUCAGGGUCGCUUGAACGGGAUAGAUGUUGACUCCAUCCUAGGCAACAAACGGGUGCUGCAGUCCUACAUCAACUGCUUCAUGGACAAGGGCCCCUGUACUCCCGAGGGACGGGAGGGCAAAAAAUACUUUCCGGAAAUAUACAAGACAAACUGUGCCAAAUGCUCUGAGGAACAACAAACUCUUGUGAAGAAAACUAUCAAGGCGUUUGUUACCAAAAGGAAAACCGACUGGGACAUGAUAGUUGACAAGUAUGAUCCUGAUCACGCCCAUGAUAAGGAUUUCCUCAAAUGGGUUAAUGAACCUUAAAAGUAUUGUUUGCAAAUAAAUGUUUUAAAAUAUAUCUUUAUUCACCCAUUAGUCUAUUUUGUCUGAGACUUAAUUUUACAAUACAACCAACAUAAAGAA
This is a messenger RNA of Homalodisca vitripennis (glassy-winged sharpshooter), 579 nucleotides long. RefSeq names its product ejaculatory bulb-specific protein 3-like. The transcript is spliced from 2 exons. Bases 16 to 480 code for a protein of 154 amino acids. The record is from RefSeq and is a predicted model, not a curated record. NCBI's taxonomy places the organism in Eukaryota, Metazoa, Arthropoda, Insecta, Hemiptera, Cicadellidae.